Messenger RNA from Planococcus citri (citrus mealybug), 1941 nucleotides. RefSeq names its product Aldehyde dehydrogenase (gene Aldh). Bases 163 to 1713 code for a protein of 516 amino acids. Gene Ontology annotation, molecular function: aldehyde dehydrogenase (NAD+) activity. Lineage: Eukaryota; Metazoa; Arthropoda; Insecta; Hemiptera; Pseudococcidae. The record is from RefSeq and is a predicted model, not a curated record. The transcript is spliced from 10 exons.
GCAUCGUCGCUACUAAUCAUUUCAUGUUUUUCUACGGACGUGUGGUUCGAACGAGCACAAAGUAGUCUUUCAGCUUUCAAUUCAAGUUAUUUACUGCCUUGUUAAGUCCAUUAGUGUCGCGAAGUGGUUGACUAUAACAAGCAUUUUUUUCCCAAAUUAAAAAUGAUGAAAUCGUUGAACCGUUUAGUAUCCAAACAAGGAUUUAAUGCCCGAUUAUAUUCGGCGGCAGCUUUACCGAAACCUUAUACUUCGCCGGAGAUCGAAUGUACCGAUAUUUUCAUCAACAACCAAUGGGUUAAAUCAUCAUCGGGUAAAACGUUCAAAACGCUGAAUCCGGCUACCGGUGAAGUUAUCGCUGAAAUUCAAGAAGGAGAUAAGACCGACGUUGAUAAAGCAGUAGCGGCGGCUAAAGAAGCUUUCAAAUUGGGCAGCCCAUGGAGAACUAUAAAUCCAUCCAAACGUGGAGUUUUGCUCAACAAAUUGGCCGAUUUGAUGGAAAGAGAUGCCGUCUAUUUAGCUAGUUUGGAAACGUACGAUAAUGGUAAACCGUACACUGCUUCUUAUAGCGUCGAUGUGGCCACAUCCAUCCAAGUACUUCGAUACUAUGCUGGCUGGGCUGAUAAAAAUCACGGUAAAGUUUUACCUAUGGAUGGAGAUUACUUCGCGUACACUAGACACGAGCCUGUUGGCGUUUGUGGACAAAUCAUCCCGUGGAAUUUUCCAUUGCUGAUGUUUGCGUGGAAAAUAGCCCCAGCUUUAGCUACUGGUAACGUCAUCGUACUGAAGCCAGCCGAACAAACCCCUCUGACCGCUUUGUACAUGGCUAACUUGAUUAAAGAAGCUGGAUUCCCUCCUGGAGUUGUGAAUAUCGUUCCUGGUUACGGUCCUACAGCUGGUGCUGCCAUCGUACAUCAUAACGAUGUGGAUAAAGUAGCCUUUACUGGAUCUACAGAAAUUGGAAAAAUCAUACAACAAGGUGCAGCUCAAUCGAACUUGAAAAGAGUUACCCUAGAAUUGGGUGGUAAAUCACCGAAUAUAAUCUUGGACGAUUCUAACGUCGAUUUCGCCGUCGAAAUGGCUCACGUGGGGUUGUUUUUCAACCAAGGUCAAGUAUGCUGCGCCGGAUCUCGUACUUUUGUCCAGGAAAAAAUCUACGACGAAUUCGUGGAAAAAAGUGCCAAUCGGGCUUUGAAAAGAAUAGUCGGCGAUCCAUUUGACUUCUCUGUCGAACAAGGUCCUCAGAUCGACGAAGAACAAACUAAUAAAAUUAUCUCAUUGAUCGAAACCGGUAAAAAAGAAGGCGCCCAAUUGCUCACCGGAGGUGGUCGUUUGUACGAUAAAGGAUACUUCGUUCAACCUACAGUAUUUGCUAAUGUCAAAGAUGACAUGACCAUUGCCAAAGAAGAAAUUUUCGGACCCGUUCAACAAAUUAUUAAAUUCCAAAAUCUGGACGAAAUUAUCGAAAGAGCUAAUAACACAGUUUACGGUUUAGCUGCAGCUGUUUUCUCCAAAGAUGUGGAUAAAAUUAAUUACUUGGUGCAAGGCAUUAGAGCUGGAACUGUUUGGGUAAAUUGCUACAAUGUUUUUGGAUGUCCGGCUCCAUUCGGCGGGUACAAGAUGUCUGGUCAUGGACGUGAAAUGGGAGAAUAUGGUUUACAAGCUUAUACCGAAGUUAAAUCUGUCAUCGUGAAGACUCCUCAAAGAAAUAAUUAAAUAAUUUAAGUACAUGAAAUUUAAUUUCACUGGCCGGUUCCAUCAUUUUAGGUAGAAAUGUUUCGAGAAUGUAUACGUUUUUUCAUGAUUUUUUAAUCAAAUUGUUGUGAUAUUUUUAUACUGUGUUCUGAAUUGCGUGUUUGUUGUCACUUGUCUUCCGCUAUUAUGUUAUUUUUUCUUAAUUAAUUUGGCAAAAUACAAAACAAAUUUCCUUCGAUAUUAAAAUUA